UAAUGACAUGGUGACAACGUCAUUCACAUAAGGGAUGUUUUUGACGUUUAUAUAAUUUGUAUUGGUUUAUUUCAGGAGUUUUUCUUAACUUGAAAUGAAGUCCACGAAACUUGUUCAGAAACUUCGCACCAAUCAGCGCUCGGAUGUUUCUCCGAGGGGCUUGAUCCCUGCAGACCAGACCCUGAGCUCCCCAGAGAUUACCUUCGAUCGCGGCCGCUCCAAAGAGAUCACGAAGACACCUGGUGAAACAUUCUCGGCUUCUGAAUCUAAUUUGCCUACCAGGGAUAAUGAAGCCGGCCCAGGGAAUGUGAAAAUACCCAGGAUAUCCACGAAAGACCGUAACGCUGAUUCCUCAGGCGAUAUGCCGCAAGGUGCCAGUCCGAGGGAAGGAAGGUAUAGUAGAGUCUGCGCCCAGAAGGAUUCUGGAGCUGAUGUCCAGAAGGGUCCCUGGAAGCUGGACAAGGGCCGGUGCUGUGGGCGUCCUACUGGACCUAAGAAAUCCAGAUCAUGUUCUCCUCAAGCAUUGGACGGCGAAGACCCGCUCUCUCGUCAGAUACGCGAGAUACACCACGACACGCGCAAGAGCACCAGGAUCAUACGGGACUCCCGGGCGAGGCUGCUCGAGAUACAGAAGAAAACAACAAUGACGGAGGCAGACGUACGCGAGUUAGGUGAGCGGAACGAACUGCUGCUGCGAGAGAUGGACCGGUUCGACCGGUUGACAAGGAGCGUGCAGCGGCUGGUAGGAGCUGAAGUAGCUGGGCUAAGGAAGGCACGGGAGGAGCAGCCGGCACCCGGGAACGUUUAUGAACCACAUUUAUUCCAAGAGGUGAAGGCGAACCAUCCGACGGUGUUAUUCGCCGGUGGAAGGAACCUGGACGGGCCCAGCCUCGUCGUCUGCGACCCCCCCACCAGGAGCAAAUCUGAGGUCGACCUGAGCCGGAAGCUCAGCGAGAGUUACGACAUGCAGGAGAAACUAGUCGCUGAUAACGCUGACUUGGAAGUCAAGAGAUAUAUUUUGUAUAAGGAAUUGAUGACGAAAGACCAGAAUCUGGAGACGUGUCGCGCUCAGAUCAAGCGGCUCCAGGGAGAGCUGAAGCUCAUGAGCAAAGAGAAUGGUCUGCUGCACGAGAGACUCAAUAAGAAUCACCCGCAAGGUGAUGCAUCAACUAUAAAACAGGACCUCUCAUGCUCAUGUCAAGAAUCCGAAGAUUGCGCACAGAACUGCAAGACCUUGGACAGCAGCCACGCCCGUGAGCUCACAGAUAAACUUGACAAUUACAACAGUUCGAAAGCGGAACUUGAGAAGCAGCUAAGCAGUUUGGAAGAGGAAGUCCACCACAUACGCUCAGAGAUGGAGUCGGUGAAGGGACGCGGCGCGUGUCGCGGCGGCGGUGGACAGAACACCUGCUUCGAGCAACCGGCCGGCGGACCGCCUGUGCCUCCGAUGACCAGAGCCUGUGGCGUGUGUCCUCCGUGUCCAGCGCCAUGCAACCCCAACGCGCCACCAACUCCUGCGGAGAAAGAAGCACAAAAGUUGAGCAUUCAAUUGCGACAAACAGAAGAAAACUUCAAAACGAAAGUCACUGAGUGUGCAAUGCUCCGAGCGGAGCUUCUAAAGAAGAAAGAAGAGUGCGAAAAGGACAGAUGCCAGCUGCGCGAGACGCAGAAUAAGCUGCGAGAAUUGGAGAUGAAGUUCGAAGGGCUCGCGACGGUGACCAACAUGACGAUGGGCACCAAGGAGCAGGCCUUCGAGCAGGAGGUGAACAUGCGCGCGCUGAAGCAGUGCUACCGCGAAGCGAGGGAGGAGAUCGACGAGCUGCGGACCCUGAUGAAGGAGCAGAAUGAUCAGUUGCAGGAUUACAGAGUCAAGUACCUGCAAGCCCAGCAGUUGGUGGAGGAGCAGCGCCGGCAGAUGGACAUGAUGGACAUGGACAACACCCGGAUCAGCGAGCAGAUCAACCUCGAGAUACAGAGGGUUAAGCUGAAGUUCCAGGAGAAGCUGCAGGAGCUGGCGCCGAUCCCGGACCUGCUGAAGGCGACGCAGAUGCGGUUGAAGGACGCUCAGCAGGCGCAGGCCAUCGCCGAGCACAACGCCGAGCAGCUCGCCAGGGAACUCAACUGUGCGAGAGAGAAGGUUCACGUGCUGCUCCACAACAGCAUGAAGCCACCGGAGAAGCCGCCAGAACGCGGCGGCGAUGAGAAGCAGCUCGCGAUGUUGAACCAGCGCGUCGGCCAGCUCACCGACGCCAACAUGACGCUCAAGGGAGAGAUCGAACGGCUCAAGUCUAACGUGAUCCGCAUGGAGGAGAGCGUGCUGGCGAACGAGAAGCGGUUGCAGGAGAAGAUGCACGAGUGCGCGCAGAUCGGCGGCGAACUAGACAGAGCCCGCGACGAGGCCGCGAGAGCGCUGCAGCGAGCCAACGAACGCACGGACACCAUACGCAAAUGUCUGCAGACCACUAUAGCCGAGCUGGAGAGGCAGCUGGCGUCGUCGCGGGCACAGGUUAAAACUGCAGACAAGGAACGAGAAGAGCUGCAAUGUCGAAUGCAGUGCCAGAUCAAGCGUCUGAACGAGAACUUCGAGCAGGCGCAGCUGCGCAUCCUCGGACUGCAGACUCAAGUGCAGACGCUCAGGAGGACCGUGUCCAGCACCGGCGAGGGCGAGGGCGACGCCGACCAGCAAGAGUGCGCCUGCAAGAACUUCUUCGACAACCCUUGAUGCUUCUGCAAUUUUGAAGUUUAUCCUGCCUUUGUGAUGUUGGCAGAGCUACGUCUUCGAUAUUGUAUAGUAUCAUGCUCCUAAUGUUCGUUUCUAUCUAUAUUUCCUUAACUUAGGGGAAUUUGAUUCACUGCUUCUAUUUGGGUGCAUAACUUAUGAAUAAAUUUUAUGCUGCUAGUAUUGUAUGUAUUUUAAGUAUGAGGCAGGGGAUGGUUGGGCUGCCUUUAUCAGUCCGCCUUUCAGCGACUCCCGUGAUGAGGCCUAGAAAUUCAUUAUUGUUAUUUUAACUGAGGUCGUUAGAUACUGGAACUUGAUCCGGUAACGAAACUUGAGAUUAUAAUGCGUUGACAGUUCAAUGUUAAGCAAUGAAUGUUAUAAAAUUGAAAGUAAUGACAAAAAUAAAAUUUUAACGUA
Messenger RNA from Manduca sexta (tobacco hornworm), 3136 nucleotides. Its product is annotated as rho-associated protein kinase 2. Gene Ontology annotation, biological process: regulation of cilium assembly. The record is from RefSeq and is a predicted model, not a curated record. Bases 95 to 2722 code for a protein of 875 amino acids. Lineage: Eukaryota; Metazoa; Arthropoda; Insecta; Lepidoptera; Sphingidae. The transcript has 21 exons. Gene Ontology annotation, cellular component: centrosome.